CGUACCUACCCUGGGGGGCGGCGUCCUUCAGUGAUACCAAUCCUAUCCAUCUAUCAACUCACCCAUCCUAUCCUGUCCAGCUCGCAUCAUUCUAUGUAUCCCUCCCUUUCUCACAUAGUGUACUGUACGCCCCCCCUCCCUUCCCUAUCUCCCUGUCUCCCUGUCUCCCACGCACGGAUGUACACACACAUAGUCUACAUACGUACAUACACAUACAUACAUACAUCCCUUGUUGCAGUUCUUGGGGAAAGAAUCCAGAACGAGUUGGUGACAAAGGUUGCGGAGCUGAUUCCACUGGGUCGGGUCUUACACCUCGGGCCCGUGCAUCCUUUCUCUUUUCCUUUAUUUGCUGGCAAGACAAAGGCAAGGCCGUACGAUUACGGUACUGUGCUUGUCUAGAAGAUUCUCGGGGUUCGUCGGGUGUACUGUACCUGUCCGAGGCUACGGCGUACAAAGUACCGUACGGUACUUGUACUUGUCGGGGGGUGAAUUAAGACAAAUAGAUCAGAUCAGACCAGAUCAGGUCAGUCAAGUGAGGCUGUGAAGGGCCUCUCCUAAGCCUUGAAGGGGUGAGUGAGAGGUUGAGGGAAGUGGUGAAUAGAAGGAAACGGAGGUGGGGGGUAUUGUCUAUCAUAAUAGUUAGUAGGCUUUUUAUUUUUUUUUAUUUUUUUUUGUUUUCUUUAUUUCUCGUUAGGCUUUUUAUUGGGUACAGUAAUAUCCGGUGUUGUUGUCGUCGUCGUCGUUCGGCUGGAGGAUUCUUUUGAGGUUCCUCAUUCGUUGAUCUCCCUGCCCUACCUUCAUGGUAUCGUAUUCUUUCCUGUCCGCCAUCAAGGUGCCGGCUGGCUGGCUUGCCCUUUCGCCGUCGGGGAUCGUCGCCGUGGUUCUUUAGCUGCUGGUUGCUUUGUUGGCCGCCGCCCCCUAUGUUACCGGUAUUUUCCUCCCGCUCAUAGGGCCGCAUCGCAUCAUCCGAACUCUCUUUCACUUCUCACUUUCCUCCAUCAUCACGAACAACCCCCCCCCUUUUUUUUCUUCUUCUAGCUCUUCGGUCCAGCGUUCCCUUUCCCCUGGUUAUAUUCUUUUUCUUUCUUUUUUUGCUCAUCCCUCCACUCGAGUGCCUCUUUCCUGGGGAAAUUUCCGAUCCAGAGGUUUAAAAAAGAAAGACUCUGUUCCUCAUUUACCAAUCUUCUGUCGGUCAUCCGAAUUACGCCACCAUUCCGUUCAAAAUAUCGUGCCGUAUUCACGAUCCUGGAUCUGGCCAUCAUCCACUCCACCACCCCAGCCCGACUGGUUAAUUCAUACACUGGCUCGGAGGGAAGAAGGGCAAACGAACCUGAACAGAAGGAAAGGGCAGAAAAGAAACAAAACCCCAAAACAGAUUGUUGGACUUGUCAAAAUCUUGACGGGUUGGAGCAAGGACGGACCUGGACUGUGCAUGUCGCACCAUUUCUUCGUAGUUUACACUAAACACAUUAUUCGGUCGAUAGAAAAUUAUUCCCAUAAUAUCCCACAAGGGAUUGACUAGAAUCAAGCCCGCCUUUUCUGUCUGGCCAGCAAGCUUGAACUUCCUCCCCUCCUCCCUAUUCCAUCCCCCACUCCUCCCCGGUCGCGGCGCGCAGCACCUCUCCGAUUUCUGGUUCUCCAAAAAUAAAAUAUACUGAGCAGGAGGGAGUAAUUUUUCUUCCUUUCACAAUCCCGUCUCCCCGAACGCACUAGGGUUGGGAAAGAAAAUCAGCCAACAAAUUAAAAACAGGGUGCUGCAACUGAACUCACAGCGUGUCGGCGCUAAGGAGACAAAAAGCGGAAUAAUCGGGUGACGUUGGGUGAUUUCCUCCAUUCUCUCGAAAGAGCCUUUCUUUCUUCCAACUCUUUUACUCGCAAACCUCCUGCCGCAUUCCGUACUAAAAAAAAGCAAACCUUGCUACUACUUCAACUCCCCGUCCUCCCCUCCUCCUUUUAUUUUUUCCCCCGCAGUCCACGGGGUUCAAAGAACCAACAGGAAGCUUGCUUUUUAGAUAGUUGACCCCCCUCCCACUCGGCGGCCCCUUGCUUAUCCGUGCGCACGCUUUGAGAGAAACCCGAGUCUUUUGUUGCUACCCUUUUGGCAACGAGUUCCCAAACCAUACUAUUGUUUGCAAUAGAACCAGUUAUUUGUCCCAGAGUUACCGCUGCGGUAUGACGGUUAUGGAGGGUGGGGACCAAAAAAAUAUCGUCAUAAUAGGCGGCGGAAUCGUCGGUUGCACAACAGCAUAUUACUUGACUCGGCAUAAGGAUUACGACCCAAAGAAGCACAGCAUUACGGUUAUAGAAGCGACCAGAAUUGCCGGGGGUGCGUCGGGGAAGGCUGGUGGAUUAUUGGCUGUAUGGGCUUAUCCGAACAAUAUUGUGCCCUUAAGCUUCAAGCUACACCAAGAUUUAGCGAUUGAACAUGGGGGUGAAGAAACAUGGGGCUAUAGGCGAGUGUCGUGCGGGAGCCUUGAGGCUACGGGGCGGGAGCGCAGUGAGCUGGAGCGAUUAGGAGCUCAGACGGGAGUGUCUCUAGGGAAAAGAGUGGGGGAAAAUAGAAAGGCAAACCGGGGUAAAUCGAAGGACUCGGAGCUGCCGAAGGAUUUGGAUUGGGUAAUGCCUGAUUUGGUGAAGAGUUAUGAGAAGAUGGGGGGUAGUAAGGAGACUGCCCAAGUUCACCCGUAUCAAUUCACAAUGUCGAUGGUAAGGCUUGCCCAGGAGCGAGGGGUUAAUGUCAUCGUUGGUUCGGUAACCGAUAUCGAAUAUACGGAAUCCAUCUCGGGGAUAACAUACACCGACACACAAAGCGGCACUUCUUGUACCAUUCCUGCAACCACCGCAAUCUUAGCCGCAGGCCCGUGGACGUCAAAGCUAUACCCCUCAGCUCCAAUAUCCGGGCUGAGAGCACACAGUGUGACCAUAACGCCUUCAUCUCCAGUAUCGGCCUAUGCCCUUUUCACCGAAAUAACCAUCCCACCAACGCCCCCAUCAUCCCUCCACAGCAACCAGCCAUCCAAUACGGUCUCCCCGGAAAUCUAUGCCCGACCAAACAACGAGAUAUAUGUUUGCGGCGAGGGAGAUAUGGAAGUAGCCGUGCCCGAAACAACAGCAGACGUACAAAUUGACGAGGCCCGCUGCGAUGACUUAAUAGCUCAGGUGUCGAGUAUAUCGGACCACAUUCGCCUAGGGCGUGUAACCCGCAAGCAAGCCUGCUAUCUGCCCAUUCUGAACGUGGGUGGUUCCGGCGGCCCUCUUAUUGGUGAGACGGGGACAGAGGGCUUAUUGAUGGCCACGGGGCAUUCGUGCUGGGGCAUUAAUAACGCCCCGGCUACGGGGAAACUAUUGUCAGAGAUAGUGUUUGAAGGCCAAGCGGUGUCGGCGGAUAUUAGACAGUUGGAUCCUCGGCGGAUCCUUUAACCCCCCAAUUUUCAAAGUCCACUUUCCGAUCUACCCCGAUCAUGUCAUCUGUUCUUUUCCUCUCCACCAUUGCAACCUCCACUUCAGAGCGGAGUGGCUAUUUCCCCAUUUUGCUUAUUCCCUGUGGAUAUUUCUUCCUAUUUUUUUCUUUCCUCUUUAUUUUUUGCGCACCUUAUAUCCCUUCCAUUUUCCCCGCUAGAUGCCAACUUUAGUAACAGGUUCCCACUUUCUCCGUUAUUAUUUUAUCCUUGUUCGCCCUCACCCUUUCAGUUGAUCCCCACGGACGAAAACCUAUACGCCAAUUUUUUUCCCCUCGCCCCUAGCUUCUCUCCUUUUCUUCACACCAUCCCCUGUUUUAUUUGUCGAUAAGCUGGUAGGCAAGGCAGGUUGGAUGGACGGAGGAAGAGAGUGGGAUGGUCCAUGUAUAGAUAGAAAACCUGAUCAAGUGCGGUUUUGUGA
Messenger RNA from Tuber melanosporum (Perigord truffle), 3879 nucleotides. RefSeq lists its product as uncharacterized. Gene Ontology annotation, cellular component: late endosome; cytoplasm. Bases 2173 to 3420 code for a protein of 415 amino acids. Gene Ontology annotation, biological process: retrograde transport, endosome to Golgi. NCBI's taxonomy places the organism in Eukaryota, Fungi, Ascomycota, Pezizomycetes, Pezizales, Tuberaceae. Gene Ontology annotation, molecular function: oxidoreductase activity. The transcript has 7 exons. The record is from RefSeq and is a predicted model, not a curated record.